This is a messenger RNA of Arabidopsis lyrata subsp. lyrata, 2013 nucleotides long. RefSeq names its product myb family transcription factor EFM. Bases 526 to 1824 code for a protein of 432 amino acids. Gene Ontology annotation, molecular function: DNA-binding transcription factor activity; DNA binding. The record is from RefSeq and is a predicted model, not a curated record. The transcript has 4 exons. Lineage: Eukaryota; Viridiplantae; Streptophyta; Magnoliopsida; Brassicales; Brassicaceae. Gene Ontology annotation, biological process: regulation of DNA-templated transcription.
GUAAGGUAGCAUGCAUCAAAAGCCUUGAAUAAGCUUUUUGAGAAAUGAGAGUCACACCUUCAGUAAUUGACUCAUUAGAGAAGAGGAACGAUUUCAAACAGUAAGAAGCCUCUCACUCUCUCUCUCUCUCUCUCUCUGUCUGUCUCAAUAGAUACAUUGGUGUGUGUAUGUGUGUAUAUGUGUAUGGUGACAGAUCACAUUAUUCCCUUCCUUUGAAUUGAGCCCUCUAAAAAGGACAGGAACCUCACUCGUGAUCCUCCUUGUGUCCACAACCUAACAUUUUAUUCCCUUUUUCUUCUAUCUUCUUCUUCAUUCUCUCUUCCUCUCCAAACCCUAAUUUCCAAAAACCCUCAAAAUCAUUGAAAUAUUUCUGAAGAACCAUAUAGCAUAUAUCAUCUGAAACUUGAAGGCACCACAAAUUCUUCUUGAUUCCUUUAUAAUCUCUACAUAUUUGUAUAAUCAAUAAAUAUUCUUCUUAUACAGAGAAAGAGAGAGAGAAAGUAUAUAAGCUAUAUAUAUCAAUAUAUGGCUUCUUCAUCAGAACUAAGCUUGGAUUGCAAGCCACAAAGCUACUCUAUGCUUUUGAAAUCAUUUGGUGAUAACUUUCAGAGCGAUCCAACUACACAAAAGCUCGAAGAUCUUCUCUCUCGCCUAGAACAAGAACGUCUCAAGAUCGAUGCCUUCAAACGCGAGCUUCCCCUUUGCAUGCAACUCCUUAACAAUGCUGUGGAAGUUUACAAACGACAACUAGAAGCAUAUAGAGCAAAUAGUGAUAACAAUAACCAAAGUGUUGCCACAAGACCAGUUCUUGAAGAGUUCAUACCCUUAAGGAACCAACCCGAAAAAACAAACAAAGGAAGUAACUGGAUGACGACUGCUCAGCUUUGGAGCCAAUCCGAAACCAAACCAAAAAACAUUGAUUCAACUACUGAUCAAUCUCUUCCCAAAGACGAGAUUAUUAGUAGUCCCAAACUCGGACAUUUUGAUGCAAAACAAAGAAAUGGCAGCGGUGCUUUUCUUCCCUUCUCUAAGGAACAAUCUUUGCCUGAAUUAGCUCUAUCUACGGAGGUCAAGAGGGUGUCUCCGACCAAUGAGCAUACUAAUGGCCAAGACGGUAAUGAUGAGAGCAUGAUCAACAAUGAUAAUAACAAUAAUAAUAAUAAUAAUAAUAACAAUUCAAACAGCAAUGGAGUUUCUUCUACAACAAGUCAAAGUAAUAGAAAGGCACGACGUUGCUGGUCGCCGGACUUGCACCGGAGAUUUGUCCAAGCUCUUCAAAUGCUUGGUGGUUCGCAAGUGGCUACACCGAAACAAAUAAGGGAACUUAUGAAAGUUGAUGGCCUGACCAAUGAUGAAGUCAAAAGCCAUCUCCAGAAAUAUCGGCUUCACACUAGAAGACCAAGCCCAAACCCACAAACAUCAGGUGGGCCAGGUCCACAUUUGGUGGUCCUAGGUGGCAUAUGGGUUCCACCAGAGUACACCACCACACAUGGUGGAACUCCGACUCUCUACCACCACCAAGUCCACCACCACCACACCACCACGGCAGGGCCGCCUCCACCACACUUUUGCUCCUCGCAAGAAUUCUACACAACCCCACCGCCUACGCAGCCGCUCCACCACCACCACUUUCAAACCUUUAACGGCUCAUCCGGUGGCGCCGCCUCCACCGAUUCAACUCAUCAUCAGUUAACGGACAGCGCCACCGAAGAAGGAAAGUCGUCGGAGAGUGGUGGCGGAGAGAGAAAAGGGUUGGCUGCUCUUAGGGAUGAAGGUGAAGAUCAGAGCAAUAUUAAUGGAAGUGAAAUAACUCUCAAAUUCUAAAAAAAAAGAUUCUUGAUUAAUUAGUUAGAGCAAUGAAAUUUUAGGGUUAGGGUUUGUGGGUGGCUACGUAACUUAUUUCAUUGCUUGUAUCUCUCUUUAUGUUUUCUCAGUAGAAAAUGAAUCGUAGGAGGCAGCGAGUGUUUUUAUCGAAUAUUAUAAAUUACCAUAAUUAAUCUUGUUGAAUAUUUA